AUGCGGUGGCCGGUGGCGUCACCAGAGGAAGACGCGCCGGGAGGAAGUAGAUCUUGGGAGCUCGCCUGCAAGAGGAAGACGCGCCGAGGAAAUACGUCACCAGAGGAAGACGCGACGAGAGAAAGAGUUGCUCGAUCAAGACCUUGUGAUGAGGCGAAGAAGACUAGGGAUCGAGGAUGGGUCUUGGGAGCUCGCCUGCAAAAUCCCUAA
Molecule: messenger RNA, 210 nt
Organism: Linum trigynum
Lineage: Eukaryota; Viridiplantae; Streptophyta; Magnoliopsida; Malpighiales; Linaceae
Source: the annotation of a GenBank genome assembly